AUAGAAAGCAGCGAUAAAUACCUGCGUUGCGUCCCCCCAAUCCGAGUUCGAGCUAUUGCUAUUAGUAGUGCAAGUAGCUGUGUCAGCCGUAAUAGCAGCGCCAGUCUAAUGUAUGUGACCCCGAGGUCAGACCAAGGGAACUUCCUUAGGCGGUAUGACGAGGCACUUCCAGCUCGAGCUGGAGCUGCUGCUCAGCCAGCGCUUUUCUCCCCUGGCAUUGGUGAGUGUUUUGUUUUUAACCUCUUGCGGACCCUUGGCCCAUUGGUCACUUCCUCCCUUAGUCGAAGGUUGGCGCGAGCCCCACUCAUACAAGUAGGUGAAAACUCUAGUUCAACUGGCCAAAAGGCCAUAGAUAGGCUUUUGGCUGGGGUUAGCUAUGGCAAGGGUAGUUUCAACUCCCAAGCUCGGUACUUCUAUGACUGA
Molecule: messenger RNA, 423 nt
Organism: Striga asiatica
Lineage: Eukaryota; Viridiplantae; Streptophyta; Magnoliopsida; Lamiales; Orobanchaceae
Source: the annotation of a GenBank genome assembly